CAACAGAAGAAGAGUAAGCAGCGGCAGCAGCCGUGGACCAGCAGGUGGCGUUGUCUGUGCCUUUAACUCCAGGGGACCACGCAUCUGCUGCAAUGUUAACACACAGCUGAAACUUCCGAUCUGUGGCUUCCGUAUCUGACAGGCACCACCCAUGGAGUACAAUAAAGUGGUGGCACUUGGGAUUUUUUGCUUCUGUCUCUUUGGGGAAUGUUGGACAGAGAAACCAAGUCCCCCUCCAACAGAGAGCCAGAGUGUUGAAAAUGGGGUGUCAGAUUUUUGUUUCAUCGACACACCGCUGUGCAUGGACGACAAUGCCAUUCUCAGCUUUGAGGCAAUUCGUAGUAUCCACAAGAGGAUGGAUGAUGAUGCAGAUGGCAGUGUUGACGUGGUGGAGACAGAUGAGUUCCUGAGAGAAGACCUAAACUACCAUGAUCCCAAGGCCAAACAUAAUACCUUCCAUGGGGAUGACCAGUUCAUUAGUGUGGAGGACUUGUGGAAUGCAUGGAAAGCCUCUGAAGUUUAUAACUGGACAGUGGAUGAAGUGGUAGAAUGGCUCAUCUCCUAUGUGGAACUGCCACAGUAUGUGGAUGCAUUUCGCAAGAAUUUUUUUAAUGGAAGUGUCAUGCCUAGGCUAGCUGUAAAGAACACCACUCUGACAGCCUCAAUCCUAAAGAUUCUGGAUCGCAGCCAUUUGCAAAAGUUGCAGCUGAAAUCUUUGGACACUGUGCUAUUUGGCCCGCCACUGAUGAAUAGACAUAAUCACUUGAAGGACUUCAUGCUGGUUGUGUCAAUAGUCAUUGGAAUGGGAGGCUGUUGGUUUGCCUACAUCCAAAACAGAUACUCUAAGGACCACAUGAAGAAGAUGAUGAAGGAUCUGGAGGGUCUACAGAGAGCUGAACAGAGUCUGCAUGAUUUACAGCAGAAGUUGCAGAUAGCACAGGAGGAGCAUCGCACUGUUGAGGUAGAGAAGGUGAACUUGGAGCAGAAGCUGAGGGAUGAGAUCAGUGCAGCCAAGCAGGAGGCUCACCGCCUGAGGGAGCUGCGUGAAGGCACAGAGAAUGAAUUGAGUCGUCAGAAAUAUGCAGAAGAGGAGCUAGAACAGGUGCGCAUGGCCCUAAAAAAGGCAGAGAAAGAACUGGAGUCACGGUGUAGCUGGUCACCACCAGAGGCUCUGCAAAAGUGGCUGCAGCUCACCCAUGAGGUAGAAGUGCAGUAUUACAACAUCAAGAAGCAAAAUGCUGAACGGCAGCUCAUGGUGGCUAAAGAAGGGGCAGAGAAGAUAAAGAAAAAGCGGAACACUCUCUUUGGAACUUUCCAUGUAGCUCACAGCUCAUCACUGGAUGAUGUGGACCACAAAAUCCUGGCAGCAAAGCAGGCACUGGGCGAGGUGACAGCAGCGCUGAGGGAGAGACUGAAUCGCUGGCAGCAGAUCGAACUCCUCACAGGUUUCACUAUCGUCAGCAACCCGGGUCUGCCUUCACUGGCCUCAGCCCUCAACCUUGAUCCCAGCUUCAUGGGUGGUGGCAGAGCUACACCUCAGCACUUCAUCAUGACUGAUGAUAUAGAUGACUUGGAUGAGGACAUCGUGCCGUCUGGAACUCUGCAAUCCACCAGUAUGAUGUCCCUGCGCCAACGCUACAUUGAUCCCCAGCUGGCAAUGGGCUCUCAGAGCUCUGUGGGUGGCACUAUAGCUCCUCACUCCUCCCAUACAUAUCAUGCUUCUUUCCAGCCGAUGGACCCCAUUCCUGAUUGCACUGUCUCAGAUGACUCCGAAGCACUCUCCUCAUGCAACAACAGCUUCGGGGACCUAAAUCGCUCUGAUUCUGACUCCUCCCUGUUAGUUUCUCAAAUUGGUGAUCGGCUAUCUGCCUACAGCUCCAAAGGCUUCAUCAAAUCCAGUUCUUUCAUGCAAGCCCCACCUUCCACCCGCACAGAGGAAACCACCUCACUGCAUGCUUACACCCCCAAUGGAGAGAACCGGGUUAACGAAGCAGGAGGUCACGUGGAGCCCGAUAGCCCCAUACAGAUGAAGAAGGUUUAUGGAAUGGAGACGUCAAGCAGCCUGGGAGAGAUCAACAGUCUGUCAGAGUCAUCACGCUCCCUCAGCCCCAACUCCACUGAACCUGAAACACCGUCACCUACAGGAAACCCAGGGCUCCUGGGGGCAAAGGGAAGCAGCCGCAUCCCACAGCUGUCUUCCAAGAAGAGCCCCCUGGAGGAGGACAGUGGAUCAACGGGAGAAGACACAGAUUCUACUGCCAGCCGCAAGAAACACACCUUCAAAAUCUUCAAAAAACAAAAGAAAUAGGGGCUAUGUGAACUCUUUGCUCUAAAUGCUGUUUGACUGUAUCUGUCUUUGCUCUUUUUUUUUUCAUUUUUUGAUUUAUUAAUGGUUACAUGAUGGUGCAAUAUGUCACCAUUGCAUCUUUUUGUAGGCAUAAUACCUACAUAAACUGGACUAUGGGAGCAACCAGCUAUUCAGUUGCAUCUGCAUAUGUGGUCAAAGUUGCAUAUGUGGGAAAUGGGUUGGUUUAUACAUUAAUAUGUGAAGUAUUUAUUCUGCAGGAGAAUAUACCAGCCUUACCGGAAAUGUCUAAUGGUGGGUUUUCUUUCUUGUUAUACAAUUUUGAACAUUUUGCAUGUUUGUACUUUGGUUUGGCUGAUACCUGAAUGCUCUUUAGUGUUUGCUUGGUUCUUGUCCUCAAGCUGUUUGGACACUUGGUGUUUCUUUUAUUAGCUCCUUUGAGUCUAAUAUGAAUGCGCCCCCCCACCACCACCCAUUUUGCUUUGCCCAAAUGCCUGUCUGUGAUGAACUACCCCCUUUCCACUUACCGGCAGAACAAAUUAAGAUACUACACAGAAUGAUGGCCAAACCAUGUAAUUUAGCAUGACGUAUUGGCACAAUGCCACUGUGCCAGUUGUACAUCUGAUUUCCUCUGACAUGUUCACAUGACAUGUAUUUAAAAAAAAAAAAAAAAAAUCUUUAAGUGCAUUAAUGUACUCAGUUUUCUGGCUUGGGUGUUAUCAGUGGCAAAAUUACAUCAGGUGUAUAAAGUGAAGAGUAACCGAGUAGGUGGAUCCUCUAAAAUUGAAGGAUGAGUUGAGUGCCAUGUGUGCUUGACAGAAUCAUUGAUCAAAGAGUAGCAGAAAUGUCAACAUUUUACCCCUGUUGAAUAUUUGAAUUUCAGUUUCCUUUCAUAUUUUGGACCAGCAAUUGCUGUAGUGUUUAUUUGAUAAAACUGUUUGCACAUAUGAAGUGAAGUACUUGGUUAAAAUUGCUCUCAAAUAUAUAUAUAUAUAUUAAUCCUUAGUUACAUGUAUUAUAAAGAAAUGAGAAUCAUUGCUGGCAGUUUUGUGUUAAUGUAACAUGAGUGAUAUAGGUGAGCACCAAAUUCCUCAUUGGAUAGGAAAACCUGUAUGUGCAUGUCAAGAAUUUACCCAUACCUUGCAAAAGGUUUUAUGUUGACACCCCUUUAAAAACAAGUCUAUAGUAGUGAUUUGUGUUUAUUCUUAAAACUGCUGAAGUGUUAUAAUUAAAUAGGUGGAGUCUCAUUUGCAAAACUAAAAUUAUGCAUAUGCACAAAAAUGUAAAACGGUGUUACCCCCCCCCCCCCCCCCCCCCCCAAUUAUUUUAAACCAUGCGUACAUGCACCUGGAAGCAGUAUUCAUUAUCGAUGACACUCUACUUGGGAUUGUGUGCACAUGGAUCAGCCUCACACCCACUUUCAGCCAUAAAUGAUCAAAUGAAAAACUCAAUGAAUAUUUAAACCAACAAAAUAAGUCUAAGUAUUUAAUUAUGGCAACCAAGAGGAAGAGCAGUAACCCUUUUCUGAAACAGAAAUCAAGGUGGUUGGGGUGAGGUGGAGACGAGAACCAAAUUUGGUGGUCACAGCAGUGUGGUGAC
Thalassophryne amazonica is the source of this 3904-nucleotide messenger RNA. RefSeq names its product stromal interaction molecule 1a (gene stim1a). Gene Ontology annotation, molecular function: calcium ion binding; protein binding; calcium channel regulator activity. The record is from RefSeq and is a predicted model, not a curated record. Gene Ontology annotation, cellular component: plasma membrane; endoplasmic reticulum. Gene Ontology annotation, biological process: activation of store-operated calcium channel activity; intracellular calcium ion homeostasis; store-operated calcium entry. The coding region runs from base 152 to 2308 and encodes 718 amino acids. The transcript has 14 exons. NCBI's taxonomy places the organism in Eukaryota, Metazoa, Chordata, Actinopteri, Batrachoidiformes, Batrachoididae.